UCUGAAGCAAACCAAAUGGCUAACGAGGAUAAUAUAUUAUUUUACCAAGUAUCUAUUUCACGCCAGCUCACAUGUGUUUUACUGUUCAUUUCCUUGGCUCACACUCAAAACGUUGUCGGUAAGACUUGAACAACGCUAACGUCAACUGGACCAGUGGUCACUGCGCUUUUGCUCGGAAACACAUCCGACAUCUCUUUGAAUCUGAGGACAGUCUCUCCAUCUAAUACAACAGGAAGCAUUGGAUCUCCAUCAUGUGAAGCUGAGGUAACCCAGUGGGUGCUCACAAGGGAGCAUGUGGGAAAGACUGCAGUUCGGAUUCAGCUGAGCCUGAAUAAAAGUCUGCGUCUGUGUGGUAAGAAUGAGGAUGACACAAACUGCUGUCUAAAGGCACUGUGUGUCCUGGAGACCCUUCAGGUGUCGGCCUGUGUGGGCAGUAAACCUCAGGCAUCCCUGCUGAUCCAGGCCAAGAUACACGCUGUGUUGGUUCCUGCUAAUGUUGGAUCAAAUAAUAAAACAAUCAUUCCAAACCAAGUCUACCAACCACUGGGCUCUUGUCCCUGUGACCUCACCUUUAGAGCCUGUGAUGUGCGCUGCUGCUGUGACAAGGACUGUUCCAUUGAAGAACUGAAGCUGUUUGUGUCCCACUGUCUCCCGGGGCCCUUUGGUGGACAGGUCUCUCCUGCUCCAGAUUAUCAGUGCUCUGUGCAGUCCUUUGAAAACUCCCCAGAUUGGUUUCCAAUUUUAUGUGUCACUUCUCCACCUGAAAACAACCCUUACCUUGGGCUCUUUUACCAGGGAAACACAAUCGCAUCCAAAGCUGGCCCAUCCUUCCAAAGGCCAGUUUUGUCAGCUCCAGUGCCAGCUAGUGUUUAUAUACAAGGAAGUCCCAUUUUCUUAAUGAAUGACCAGUACUUCACUGUUCCCCAGAAGGUGCUCGGGCGGUGUGUAAACAAUGCUCCUGUAGCAUUUUUGAUAAAUUUCAAAGUCAACUGUGUAUCUCUGCUACGCUCCUGUCCAACUGGUUCUCCCUUACAGACACUACCAACAAAUUUGAGGACUAAAGUAAAGAAUGGGCAAGGGGGUGAUGUUAUAGUGGAUGUAAUCGAUGACGUGGCCAUUGACACAAGCCAGUUUAUUUCAAGCACAGAUGCCUCUUCAGAUGAGGAGCUAGUCUGUGAGAACGUGACCUUAGCGCUGGAUUACAAAUUCUACUGGAAAGGAAAUGGCAUCACAAGUAUCACACUGACUCACACUGUUGGGACUAUCACGUUUAAUAACAGUGUUGCCAUAACUACAAGGUAUUCUGCCGUGUUUCUAAAUGGAGAAUUCAUUGGUGAGCCCAACUCAGGGAACCCAGGUUAUCAGGUGGGAAGGCCUGUUAUUGCUGGAAAUGUGGACACUUUGGACAAUAACACAGGCUCAGUACAGAGGACGUCAAUCAAUCUUUGGAAACCAGUGAGGGAUGGCCUCUGUGCCACUGCUGAGACUAGACCAAUUCUGUUUGGGGAGAAUUCCACAUCAGGAUGUCUGCUACCUGUCAGCCAACAUAAUCUGACUCAGUGUAGUCUCCUGAGGGAGACUGUUACUUAUCUACAGGCUGCUUUGAUUACAGCCACAUAUGUGGCAAAGAGUGGAAACCCAGAUCCUCUAGCUAUGACAGACUGGGUGAACAUAUCCUUUGUGACAAAUAACUCAAGCACAACUAUGGAAGAUACCAUAAGUUCAUGUCACAGGGUUCCAUCCCACCAGCAUAUCCAUGUUUGGAGUGUAAUCACUGGCGUGGUAGAAGGCAUACCUCAAAGGGAUAUACAGGCUUUGCAAGUCAGCUACAUCCUGUCUCCCUGGGCAUUGGAUUGUGGAGGAGGUGAUGUCUCUCAAUGUGUGGACCCAAUGGAGACUCAGUUGUUUCCCAUCACCUCCUCUGUCACCUUUAUUGACAUUCCUGUCAACACAGGACCACCAAAAACCAGGUUUCAGAUCAACUUUACAGAGUAUGACUGUAACAGGAAUGAUGUGUGUUGGCCUGAGCUUGCCUACCCCAUCACCAAGUAUUACACAGGUGAGCCAUAUUCUCAGUCGCUGGCUAAGGGACUUAUCUUAGUUUUCUUCUUUAUCACCGCCUCGAUUCUUGGGACUCCAUGGAGACAAAUCCGACAGGCGUGGAACUAGUGCCAUUCUCAAAAACUCUGAGAAAAUGCAAAGUAACAAAAAUGAGGAGGAAGACACAGACGGAUGGGC
Messenger RNA from Etheostoma cragini (Arkansas darter), 2238 nucleotides. It is a transcript of the gene tctn2, whose product is annotated as tectonic family member 2. NCBI's taxonomy places the organism in Eukaryota, Metazoa, Chordata, Actinopteri, Perciformes, Percidae. Gene Ontology annotation, biological process: protein localization to ciliary transition zone; smoothened signaling pathway; cilium assembly. Gene Ontology annotation, cellular component: MKS complex. The transcript has 18 exons. The annotation marks the transcript as partial. The record is from RefSeq and is a predicted model, not a curated record.